Messenger RNA from Protobothrops mucrosquamatus (brown spotted pit viper), 917 nucleotides. It is a transcript of the gene TATDN3, whose product is annotated as TatD DNase domain containing 3. Gene Ontology annotation, molecular function: hydrolase activity, acting on ester bonds. The record is from RefSeq and is a predicted model, not a curated record. Bases 28 to 837 code for a protein of 269 amino acids. NCBI's taxonomy places the organism in Eukaryota, Metazoa, Chordata, Lepidosauria, Squamata, Viperidae. The transcript has 10 exons.
GGAACAACUCUAGUUCUGAGUGCCAGGAUGGGAGCGGUGGACUGUCACUGCCAUCUCGCGGCGCCCGAAUUUCAAAGGGAUAUUGAACGUGUAUUGGAAGAUGCAAAAAAGUCUAACGUUUUGGCCCUGGUAGUAGUUGCUGAACAGUCUGGAGAUUUCACAAAAAUUAUUCAACUUUCAGAAAGAUAUCCAGGAUUUAUUUUUCCAUGCUUGGGCAUCCAUCCAGUUCAAAGUAUUCCAGGUGGAUGUGAACGCAGUGUUACUUUAAAGGAUCUAGAAGAAGCAUUCCCACUCAUUGAGCUAUAUAAGGAUCAUUUGCUGGCCAUUGGGGAGAUUGGUUUAGAUUUUACUCCCAGAUUUGUCAGCAGUGAUGAACAGAAGGAAGGGCAACGACAAGUUUUGAUGAAACAAAUUCAACUGGCGAAACAACUUGACUUACCUUUAAAUGUUCAUUCCCGCUCAGCUGGAAGGCCAACAAUUAACCUCUUAAAGGAACAAGGUGCUGAGAAAGUGUUGCUCCAUGCAUUUGAUGGCAAACCAUCUGUAGCAAUGGAAGGAGUGAAGGCUGGGUAUUUUUUCUCUAUCCCUCCUUCAAUUACAAGGAGUGAACAGAAGCAGAAACUUGUGAAACAGCUGCCUCUGGAAAGCAUUUGCUUGGAAACUGAUUCACCUGCCCUAGGUCCUGAGAAACAGGUGAGAAAUGAGCCAAAGAAUAUCUUCAUUGCUGCAGAAUACAUUGCUAAAAUAAAAGGAAUUUCAGUGGAAGAUGUUUUACAUGUAACGACACAGAAUUCACUGAAGGUCUUUCCUAAACUGAAAAACUUCCUCAGGACCUAGGUGAUGUUCUAUAGCAUCUGACAUUAAUUCAGAUUAUUUAAAUAUAUGUAAUGACAUAAAAUGUAUAAUAUUAAAAUAUC